Pipistrellus nathusii (Nathusius's pipistrelle) is the source of this 1524-nucleotide messenger RNA. NCBI's taxonomy places the organism in Eukaryota, Metazoa, Chordata, Mammalia, Chiroptera, Vespertilionidae. The record is from the annotation of a GenBank genome assembly.
AUGCCGUGGCUUCUCUCAGCGACUAAGCUGGUUCCCGCUGUAGCGAGCGCCCGCGGCCUCUCAGGAUGCAUAUCGUGGUCUCGGAGAAGGUACUCCCUCCAGCCCAUCCCAGACAGGAGGGUUCCAAAUCGAUACUUGGGCCAGCCCAGCCCCUUCACACACCCGCACCUCCUCAGACCAGGGGAGGUGACUCCAGGACUAACCCAGGUGGAAUAUGCACUUCGCAGACACAAAUUAAUGUCUCUGAUCCACAAGGAAGCACACGGGCAGAGUGGGACAGACCAGACAGUGGUUCUGCUAUCCAACCCUACGUACUACAUGAGCAAUGACAUCCCCUACACUUUCCACCAAGACAACAACUUCCUGUAUCUGUGUGGAUUCCAGGAGCCUGACAGCAUUCUGGUCCUUCAGAGCCUCCCUGGCAAGCAGCUCCCAGCACACAAGGCCAUGCUCUUUGUGCCUCGGAGAGACCGCAGUCGAGAACUUUGGGACGGCCCUCGGUCGGGCACUGAUGGAGCCUUAGCUCUAACCGGUGUGGAUGAAACCUAUACGCUGGACGAAUUUCAACAUCUGGUUUCAAAACUAAAAGCCGAGACAAAUACCCUUUGGUAUGACUGGAUGAGGCCCGCUCACGCACAGCUUCACUCGGACUAUAUGCAGCAUCUGACUGAGAUCAAAACCAAGAGCAAGAACAAGAUUCGGGCCGUCCAGCAGCUGGUACAGCGCCUACGGCUGAUCAAAUCUCCUGCUGAAAUUGAACGAAUGCAGAUUGCUGGAAAGCUGACGUCACAGGCUUUCAUAGAGACCAUGUUUGCCAGCAAAGCACCUGUGGAUGAGAGCUUUCUUUAUGCUAAGUUUGAAUUUGAAUGCCGAGCCCGGGGAGCAGAAAUCUUAGCCUACCCACCCGUGGUUGCUGGCGGUAAUCGGUCCAACACGUUGCACUAUGUGAAGAACAAUCAGCUCAUCAAGGACGGGGAAAUGGUGCUGCUGGAUGGAGGUUGUGAAUCUUCUUGCUAUGUGAGUGACAUCACCCGUACCUGGCCUGUCAAUGGCAGGUUUACGGCACCUCAAGCAGAACUGUACGAAGCCGUCCUAGAGAUCCAGAGGGAUUGUCUGACCCUCUGCUCCCCCGGAACAAGCCUGGAAAACAUCUACAGCAUAAUGCUGACCCUGAUAGGGCAGAAGCUCAAAGAGCUGGGGUUCCUGAAGAACAUGAAGGAAAAUAACCCCUUGAGGGCUGCUCGAAAAUACUGCCCGCACCACGUGGGCCACUACCUGGGGAUGGACGUCCAUGACACUCCGGACAUGCCCCGCUCCCUCCCUCUGCAGCCCGGCAUGGUGAUCACAGUGGAGCCAGGCAUUUAUAUCCCAGAGGAUGACAGACAUGCCCCAGAGAAGUUCCGUGGUCUUGGUGUGCGGAUCGAGGAUGACGUAGUGGUGACGCAGGACUCACCUCUCGUCCUUUCCGCAGAUUGCCCCAAAGAGAUCAGCGACAUCGAGCAGAUCUGCAGCAGGGCCUCUUGA